CAUUUCUAGAUUGAUCCAUCAAAACAACUUCCUCUCGAUCUGUUCAAUUUCUAUAUUACCAAGAUCGAUUGUUCCACCAACUGGUGGUUGGCCGGGAUGACUUCCAUUCCACCUCAAGGUAUAAUUUCAUAUCCAUGAUUUCCUUUUCCUCUCCAACAAACUCCGAAAACCUAACACCACCACAGCUAGUCAUCAUCAACAAGUCUCCCAUCUCCCAAACCACCACCACCACCAUGAUCCAACCAACACUCCUCCAGCCGGCCGACCGCCGCCUCGCCGCCGCCGCCAUCGCCUCUAUCCUCCUCUUGGGAUCCGCCAGGCUCCUCUUCGACACCUUCAAAACCAUCCACAUCCACACCAAGUACCCCUCACCACCACCACCACCGCCCAUCUUCCUGUCCCCGGCCGACCGCCGCUCCUUCUCCCCGGCCAAAUGCAACCCCUUCCAAGGCCAAUGGCUAUGGAACGACGACACCAACGUGACGUCACCUUCCCCGCUGUACACGGAGGACAGCUGUCCCUACCUGGUGAAGCAGACCACCUGCCGCCGCAACGGGCGGCCGGACGGCGCGUACCAGAAGUGGCGGUGGAAGCCCGCGGGGUGCGAGCUGCCGCCGUUCGAGGCGGCGAAGAUGCUGGACGUGGUGAGGGGGAAGAGGGUGAUGUUCGUCGGCGACUCGGUGAUGCGGAGCCAGUUCGAGUCGAUGGUGUGCAUGGUCCAGGCGGCGGUUCCACGUGGCGCGAAGUCAUUCGACAGGGUGCCUCCGAGGAAGAUAUUUAGAGCCGGCGUGGAGUGGAACGUGACGCUGGAGUAUUAUUGGGCGCCGUUCAUCGUGGAGUCGAUCUCCGACCACGCCACCAACCACACGGUCCACAAGCGGCUGGUGAGCCUGGACGCCAUUGACAAGCAUGGCGCCACGUGGAAGGAAGCGGAUGUUUUGGUGUUCGAGAGUUACGUUUGGUGGAUGCACAAGCCCUUCAUCAACGCCACGUAUGGCUCGCCGGAGAACAUCAGGGAAUAUGAUGUGGCGACGGCAUACAAGGUGGCGAUGGAAACAUGGGCAAAUUGGUUGGAAGCGAACAUCAACCCUCGCCGCCAGUCCGUCUUCUUCAUGAGCAUGUCUCCUACCCAUCUUUGGAGCUGGGAAUGGAGACCGGGAAGCGACGGGAACUGCUUCAACGAGACGUACCCGGUCGAACCGGCGGGACGGCCGUACUGGGGAACCGGCUCGAAUCUCCAAAUCAUGAACAUAAUUGGGGACGUAAUAGGCCGACUCCGACAAGUUAAGGUCACGUUUCUGAACAUCACGCAGUUGUCGGAGUACAGGAAAGACGGCCACACCAUGGUGUAUGGGGAACGGAAAGGCAAGCUCCUCACCGGAGAACAGAGAUCCGACCCCAAGAAUUUUGCCGACUGCAUCCAUUGGUGCUUGCCCGGAGUUCCUGAUACAUGGAACCACAUUUUGUACGCCUAUUUGUUGCACAAUUAUCGUAGCUAAUUACUGGUAAAUUUACGUCGCGCGACAAAACGAGUUAUUUGAACAAAUUAGUUUUCCAAAAUGGUAAAAAGAGUUUUUGAACGAGAACUAUCGUGUUAGAAUAUCCUGAUGUCUACCAUCUUAAUUGUUGAUUUAUGCAUAUGAGUAAGAGAUGCAGACAUGUGCAAACUCUAGGGUUAUACAGCAUUGGCAUUUGUUUGAGGAGAUCUUACAUAUAUACAAUGGAAUAAUGUAAGAUUCAUUUUUUCCUAUCUCGAUCUCCGACAAUUCGUGAAUUUUAAUUGAGAUAAAAACAUUUCUAUUUAUAAUUUUGGAGUCAUUUUAAUAGUGUAGCUGAGCUUCAAUUUUCGGUAAAUAUGUCAAAUAGGAACGUUAAUGUUAGUGACUAGUUAUGUUCAUUAUUCUUUUGAUCAUCCGAAGGUUAUCUUUCGAGACACCUUACUCCUGUGGUAUUAUUCAUUCCAUUACGAAAAACAAGGCAAAUCUCUCUCUCUUGUAUACCAAUUUCCAACCAACUCGAUCAAUUAGUUUGAAGUAAUUCAAAAAAAAAAAGUUUAAAAAUACUU
This is a messenger RNA of Linum trigynum, 2065 nucleotides long. The record is from the annotation of a GenBank genome assembly. Lineage: Eukaryota; Viridiplantae; Streptophyta; Magnoliopsida; Malpighiales; Linaceae.